UGAAGCUCGCGGAGUUACUCUGCGGUCUGCAGAAGUUCACGAAAGUUCACGAGAGCGAGGUUCUCACGCGAUACGGAAGCGUUGACUUUUAUCGCCAUCACGUUAAUCUAGCGAGGUCCGUUAGUCGAGAUGAAGUUUGUUGCCCUUAAAGUCAUUUUUAUCCGCCGCUGUUGAUCUUGUUUAGGUGUUUCUGUCAGAUAAGAGUAUGUUCACUUGAAGCACUGUCACGCGAGCCCCAGUGACGAAUCAUUCUUGCCGCCAAAAGCUCGCGCUCCAUUACCUCAGGCAGCGCUUAUUGUUGUAACGUUAUAGUCUCAAACUGAGGAUGAGUGGAAGUGGGACGCGGUCUCUGUUUUUUCUCGAUCUUCCGGACCUGAGGAAUCUAUGUUGUGUAAAUCUGUUCUUUCCGAACAGUUACGAUGAAACAGAAUUGAGAAACAAACAAGUGAAAACCUGCAGGGAGCUUGUUCUCAAGCAUUCAGACAUUGUCGCUUCUCCUGUGUUGGGCCAUUUUGGGGGCAUCACUGUUAUUAUGACUAUUGCAUUUUACAAGCGCGGUAUCAUCCAGGCUUUUGCACAGAAACAUGGUCUACAGCUCAGCCCUUCUCAGAGGGUAUUUCCUGCCAUUCUGCAGACGUGUUUGUCCUAUUCCCUGACGGCUAGACUGACCCCUAAAUGGAACAAAGCAGGCCAUUAUUUAAUAGCAGGAAAAGAUUUCCUCAGUGACUCAGGAAAACUCAGUGCGGUUGUGCUUGAGCUGAGUAUCACUGAGACUCAACUGUGUGUCAUUGUGGAAGCCAACACGGUCAGACUUCCUCCUGCUGUGGAUUUUGAUGUUCCUGCUCCUGUGGUGAAAAACUUCCUCCACACUAAUGAUGCUGUGCUGGAUACAGUCAUGCCAAAUAACUGGUGCCACGUUCUGCCAAGUAUGAAGAAAGGCCAAAUCAUUAGCAUCAGUCGCAGGAUUCCACAGGAAAGCCCUUUCCAGUCUUACAUGGAGUUUGAGAAGCACUGGAACAGCGUGUACGGAUAUCAGCUGCCCUCAGUCAGUGAAGAGGAAGUCGUCUAUUGCAGUGUGUACUUUAAACCGAUAGGUGACAAGCUGUUCACAUAUCCAUUGUGCUGCAUCCGCACUCAAGCAGUGCAGCGCUUUCCUCGAGUGGACCUGCAGGGGGUGCUGGGAACCUUUGUAUCAGAUCUGCAGGCCGGAGUGGAGACUGUGUGUGGUUUUCCAGUGCAGAUGACCUGCAAGCCUUGUUACUUCAGCUAUGAACUGAACAGACCAGACACUCAGUGCUCUGGGCCACUGCCUGCAAACGUGACAGCAGAAAACAACAGCAGAGCUGUACAGAAUCAGCUUCCCAGCAGCUGCCCACGGGACAGUCGGUGUGACUCAACUGGAAAACGGACUGAAAAGAAGAAGGGAUCCAGUUUGGAUUCAACUCUUGUCCGGAAAGGCUGGACGUCCUCCAAUUUGGCAAGUCAGUCCUCUUCCUCUCCCACUAAUGUUCAUUUUACUCACAUCCAGUCACAAUCUGCACUUCCAAGACCACAGCUUGUGCCAGUCUUCAAAAACAAAUCCCACAUCCACCACGGGAACGUGACUGGGAUGCCUGCAGCGAAACGGCAGCAGGGCCUGGAAGGGCAGAAGCUAAUGGCAGUCAUAAGGCCCCUGUCAUCUACUUGUCUGUCAUCAUCUUCCAAACCCCACUACUCCACACCACCAGCCUCUUCUAACCAGUUCUCCGGGCCUCCAGCCCCGGAGCGGAUGACUUUAGCUUUUUCUAAAAGUAAAGAGAAGACCAACAGCGGAGUCGAUGCGAUUAUCCCUCCUCUGCCUUUAGUACAGAUGCAGCCCCACAUCAUGCCUCAGAUCCCCAGCAAUAGAGGAGGAGACACGUUCGAGUCGAAACGAAAGAGGCUCAAACAGAGCAUGCAGGAUGUGGACUUGUAUGCGAUGAGCAACCAGCUCUCUAAGAUCAGCUCGGUGACUCUGCAGGCAUGGUUGAAGGGUCGAGGGAUCAAUGUGCUCUCAAAGGAUAAGAAAGGGGAGCUGGUGUCAAAGGUCAUGAAACGUCUGAGUGAAACUUAGGUGUGUUGGGUUCAGUUACUCGUUUAAAACACACUAUAAAGACUUACUAAGUUUUGUUUGUUCCAUUGACGAACUCUGUUGACAGUUCAAUGUGUUUGCCACAACUUUUUUGCACAUGACAUUUUGUUUCAGCCAUUUUUUUUUCAAGCAAGACCUUGUAAGCUAAAAUCUGUUGUUUAACCGAAUCCAGAGUUUGGAAAGUGAUAGAUAAAAGAAAAAAAACUGUUUUUCUUUGGAUUCUGUUACUAGCUUAAAAACACACACUGUAGAGACUUUUAGUUUUUUCCAUUGACAAACUCUGUUCAAUGCAUUUGCCAUUAAUUACACAAUAUUCCUUGAACUUGAGAUUUGGUUUCAGGAUUUUUU
Molecule: messenger RNA, 2458 nt
Organism: Puntigrus tetrazona (Sumatra barb)
Lineage: Eukaryota; Metazoa; Chordata; Actinopteri; Cypriniformes; Cyprinidae
Exons: 14
Coding region: 326-2092 (588 amino acids)
Source: RefSeq, a predicted model, not a curated record